AUGGACUUGCAGGAACAGGUGGACAAGCUCCGCAGGAGAGAAGACAGAGCUCGUGCUUCUGGGGUAGUGCUUCAGAGGACCAGUUUGGCAGAUCCCUUAUGGGAAGAACUGAGACGAUUCAAGAGAAGAAUAUUCCGCAAUCAGCACCAGAAAAGAGAGCCAGUCUUUUUCGUUCUGUGGAUCGUUUGGCUUUUUGUUGGCGCUCUGUUCUAUGCCUAUGCUCCAAAGAGCAACCUGGGAUUCGUCAAGGGCUUUUACAUGGCCAUCAAUAUUGGCUACUCUAUCGGCUUUGGAUAUCCGUCUGAGGCUACUGUUGGAAACUACAUCUACUUUUCCAGCCUCUAUGUACUACUGGGUGCCUCCUUUGUCGGUGUGGCAUUGUCCUUCUUUGCUGAGAAAAUUACCAAAAACUCGGAAUCAUGGUUCACAACAAUGCAACAUGAAAAGACUAUUGAAGAGGCCAUUUUGUCCUCCGAUAGAUCCUACCAGGGCAAGUUGCAGGCAUGGAUCUUUCACAACAAAUCAGCUCUCAAGGCUGUAUCAGUAUGGUUGGGAUUCAUCAUUGUCAUGAUCAUUUACUCCAUGGUGGCAGUGAAAUGGUCCUUUGGUGAAGCACAAUAUUUUGCUGUAUCAACACUCAGCACUGGAGGCCAUUGGCCAAUCCCAAAUGAUUCCCCAACCUGGUUAUUUGGUUUGACUGCGGCGUUUACAAUGAUAGGGGUCCCAAUUAUGGCAGUCGCGUGCGCUGAGGUGGCUCAAGUUUUGGUUUCACAGGGACAAUGGGACGAAGCAAAGGCAGCAAUUGACACAGUUGUCACAAAGCAGGAGCUGGAAUUUCUGCAAGAACUGGGGUUGGAUAAUUUUGACGGGGAAGUCGACAAAGCCAUGUUCAUUAUUUUGUGCAUGGUCCGCAUGGGGACUGAUCCAGGCUUGAUCAAGUACAUUACGCAGAGAUUUGCAGAGCUCAAUUUCUACACGGGCCAGUCAUUGACUGUUGCGGAAAUCACGCAGGGUGCAUGCAAGUAUGUUGACGGGGAAGUUAGAAAUUCGGACUCGGUCAGCCAGUUGCCGAUCAAUGUAGUUUCAGAGCACGACUAUGUUGUGCCAGAAGCAUCAACAAGCUACCUCGAUUACUUUCACAUCGCCAAAAAACCAGCCAUGAUAAAGGAUGAGAGUUCCGAAGAUACGUUCGGAGUAGACAAUUCCCUCGACCGGUCAUACGAACGAAGAAGAAAAAUGAAGUAUCUUCCAGCUUCAAUUCCCGAAGAGUCUGACACCGAAGUCGACGCUGCUGCUGCCGCCAGAGAAAGAAAGGCAAUCAACACCAAUCCUUCUACAGGCCCCCCAAUUCGACGAAAUGAAAGCCUCGAACUGGACCAAGUGUUUCAGAAAAGCGUUGGCACCUCACAGAUUAGAAGAUCAGAUCGCAUUUCAAAUCGACAUGAUCCAACCUCGGACGUUACACGUAGGCAAUCAAACGCUACUUCCUCCUCCACUCGAACAACAAGCUUAGAUCUUGACGACAUCUUUCCGGCAAAGAACAACACUCCCGAAAGUUCUGAUCCAAUUAACCCAUCAAAGGAGGAUUCUCGUCCGAAUGAAAUCAAAAGCAGCGCGCCACCCGAAGCAAGUGAAGAGGGCAAUGAUGAAGGCAUGCAGCUCCGAAGCAACAACAUCAGGAGCCAAAGCAAUCCGUCUGAUUCAAACAAUCCACUGCAAGACGAUGACAUUUAUAUUGAUGAGAUGGAGGAAGGCCGGUCCCAUGGUUCCACAUCAAGCUCGUUGCUACGUUUCGUUGAUGGUCUGAAACAAGAAUGUAACAAAACAGGCGUCAACGAAGGCAAAAAAGGAACUGGUGAAGGCCUGAAACGAACGAAUUACGCCAACUUUUUGUAUUCGAAACGAAACGAAUCUACAGAAGUUGGAUCGAACGUCGAUGCCCACUUUGUUGCCCGUGCAGGUUCUCUCCUACAUCGAUCGCUGUUCGGAAGAUCUGAAGCAGAAACGACAUCGGAUCAAAUCUCUCCGAGCAAUGACACUGAUAAGCCUUCGAACGACCACCCAAACAAUUCCUAUGCUACAUACCUCGACAAUCUUCAGUCGCAUCGAAACGAUCAGCUUGCGAACGCUUCCUCGGAAUCUUCGGCAGUCCCGCUAGACAACGACGAAGCAGACGCUCCACCAGAUUCCAUCCCCCGAAAGUCAUUUGCAUCUUAUCUGAGAAGAAAGUCGUUCUCUUCGUAUCUUUCGAGAUGA
This is a messenger RNA of Seminavis robusta, 2256 nucleotides long. NCBI's taxonomy places the organism in Eukaryota, Bacillariophyta, Bacillariophyceae, Naviculales, Naviculaceae. The record is from the annotation of a GenBank genome assembly.